Messenger RNA from Zingiber officinale, 617 nucleotides. Its product is annotated as inactive disease susceptibility protein LOV1-like. NCBI's taxonomy places the organism in Eukaryota, Viridiplantae, Streptophyta, Magnoliopsida, Zingiberales, Zingiberaceae. The record is from RefSeq and is a predicted model, not a curated record. The transcript has 2 exons. The coding region runs from base 68 to 433 and encodes 121 amino acids.
UUUACCACAAGUCCGCUCCUUCCUAGUCUGCCUAGCGCCUACCUAAAUUAAUUUCCAAGAAGAAACAAUGGCCGGAGGAGGAGGCGUCCUGUCUUCCAUGUUCACCACGAUGGUAGCCAAGCUACAUGGCUUGGCUUCACCGUCACCAUCAUCUUCUUCUUUGUCGCCACACAACAAUAUUGAACAAGAGAUGAGUAAGUUGACAGAGACGAUGAGGAGAAUUCAAGCCAAACUUGAUGACUCAGAGGAGGAGAAUCAUGUAAAAAGUCACUCGGAGAAACUUUGGCUCAGCGAGCUCAAAGAUGUUGCCUAUGACGCCGAAGACGUAGUAGAAGAGUACGAGUACGAGGUGUUGCGUUCCAAACAAUUGCAUAAUUGCAUGAGAACAGCAGUGAGACACAUGAGAUUCAUUAUCAUAAACCCAACAGGAUGAACUAGCAAAUAAAGCCGCAGAGAUAAGGAAAAGGUUUGAUGAGAUCACCAAGGAGUGGAAACUCCUAAAGUUGCCUAAGAACGCUGGAACAAGAAAGAGAAGCUCCAUGCUCUUAGAUAUGAACCGAGAAGUGUAAUAAGAAGAAUAGGAGAGAGCAAAUAAUACGAGAGCAAUAUAUAAUGUU